This is a messenger RNA of Penaeus monodon (black tiger shrimp), 597 nucleotides long. Its product is annotated as glycine-rich cell wall structural protein-like. NCBI's taxonomy places the organism in Eukaryota, Metazoa, Arthropoda, Malacostraca, Decapoda, Penaeidae. The record is from RefSeq and is a predicted model, not a curated record.
CAUCACCCCUCAUCAGGUGUUCUUUCUGUUCACCGAGAGCUGAACAUCAUGAGGAAUCACCGCGUUUUGAUCGCCGCCGCGGCCGCGAUGGCGCUGCUGUGCCUGGCCGUGGCCGACCCCGUCCCUUACGGCGCCGGACGCAAGAAGGGCCACGGCGGGUUUAGUGGCGGUGGAAGAGGCUCCGGUGGAUCAGCCUUCGGCAGCGGUGGAAGAGGUUCCGGUGGAUCGAGCUUCGGAAGUGGAGGAUCUGGCUUCGGCAGCGGUGGAAGAGGUUCCGGUGGAUCAGCCUUCGGCAGCGGUGGAAGAGGCUCUGGUGGAUCGGUCGGAAGGUGGGGAUCAGCCUUCGGCAGCGGUGGAAGAGGUUCCGGCGCUGGUGGAUCGAGCUUCGGAAGUGGAGGAUCAGGCUUCGGCAGCGGUGGAAGAGGCUCCGGUGGAUCGAGCUUCGGAAGUGGAGGACUAGGCUCCGGCUCGGGUGGACAGAAGUACAGCGGUGGUGGAAGCAGCGGUUUUGGUGGAAGUGGAGGCUCUGGCAGCGGCGCUUUUGGAGGCAGCGGAGGCACUGGAGGUAGCAGUGGCUUCGGAGGCAGUGGCAGUCAC